Messenger RNA from Oncorhynchus nerka (sockeye salmon), 3006 nucleotides. RefSeq names its product receptor-interacting serine/threonine-protein kinase 3-like. The record is from RefSeq and is a predicted model, not a curated record. Gene Ontology annotation, molecular function: protein kinase activity; ATP binding. Gene Ontology annotation, cellular component: cytoplasm. Bases 1481 to 2863 code for a protein of 460 amino acids. Gene Ontology annotation, biological process: regulation of apoptotic process; protein phosphorylation; inflammatory response. Lineage: Eukaryota; Metazoa; Chordata; Actinopteri; Salmoniformes; Salmonidae. The transcript has 12 exons.
CAAUGGGGCUUCAAUACAGUACUGAGUAAAGGUUCUGAAUAAUUAAGUAAAUGUGAUAUUUUUUUCCCGUAUUUUUUUGUAAAUCAGCAAACAUUUUUAAAGCCUGUUUUGGCUUUGUCAUUAUUGGGUAUUGGAGUCAAAAAUACACUAAACUGAGUGACAUGCAGUGCCUUCAGAAAGUAUUCAGACCUCUUAACUUCUUCCACAUUUUGUUAGGUUAUGGCCUUACUCUAAAAAUGGAUUAAAUCGUUUUUUUCCCCUCAUCAAUCUACACCCUACUACUUUCACAAAGAUAGUAAAGCAUCAACUUCAUUCAAAUUGCAUUCAAAAUGGAUAAUCCUGUUCAAGAUUGACAUAGACUUUAGUGAACCAUCAUUUUAGUCUGCUCUGUACUUGUACUGUAAGGCAUUAUAUAUUUUGAAAUGUAUCUGUGGUAAUCAUUAACCACGUUUCCAUCCACAGCUUUUAUGAGAGUAAUGUCAUACGUAUCUUUCGGUACAAUUAUAGCUAUGACAACGAGAAAUGGCGGUGGAAACGCCUUGAAGCGCAAAUAUUGAUAUUAUGACCAUCACAUCGAAGUAAACUUGGAGUCACAUGAUAUGGUGUGUGGUCCUCCCAAUACAUAUUGGGAAACCAUGUAGUUUAUUAGGCUACAGAUGAAAUAACUUACGAUGAACAGUCAUAGGAUGGUGAAAGUGCACGGAAACCUUGAUGCCGCUUUCAAAAAAAGAUUGAGGGUCUUAUUCUGGUGACAUGAUGAUCGAUGAUUGACUGCCAUUUGACAAAUAAAAAUACUCUCACUUAAUAUCUCAUCAUGUACACUAGCUUACCUGCACAGCCUUCCGGCACUGUAUCUGUCUGCGAGCAGUAGGCUAGAUCGUACCAGUCAAGACCAGAGGAGGCACAUUUGCUAUUUAACUCAAACAGUUUUUGUGACAAAACUAUCGGUAGAGUUGAAAAUGGGAUGGAAACACAUUGAACUUCAGAUUUUUUUCGGUAGAUGAAAACUUAAGCGAAGAAGUACAUUUUGUGUGCAGUAUGUCAUCACACACCGAUUACUAUCCACAACAAGUCUGUUUGGUGGAAACACCACUGGUGGGAAAAUGGCCAUCAUUUUGGGAUAUUCAUGUGAAAAUCUGUCUCCAAAUGGAUGGAAACUUAGCUUAUAUAGUACAAUCAAUAAAUGGGAUACUUUUCAAGUAAAAACAGAUGGCUAGUAUAGUCUCAAAUAGAACACAAGUAUGCAUGCUACACCAUGCCACUGCAUUCAAUGCCAUCUGGUGGAGAAAAUGUGUCAAGUCCUGACUGUACAACUUCAACAUGUCUGACUCCACCCUCCUCUGAUAAACAAAAUGAGGUGGAAACACCUAAGAUACUGUAGUGAGAGUAAAAUAAAUGAAGUGAAGAUUCCCUUUAAAUACAGGAGAGUUGCGGGGAACAUCAUUUCUUAAGCACGGUCACAGAUAAUUUUGAUUGACAGAUGUCAAGCCCGGCAGCAGUAAUUGUUAACAACAGUCUGGAGAACUGGAAAGUGAUUGGUGCAGGAGGGUUUGGACAAGUCCACAAAGCCAGACAUGUGGUUUGGGGAUUGGAUGUGGCCAUCAAGUUGCUACAAUGUGAUGAUGGCUCUAGCACUUCCCUGCAUAAUGAGGCAGAAAUGCUGCGCAGGAGUACAAGCUCCCAUGUGAUAAAGAUUCUUGGAGUGUACAAGGAUUGUCCCCCCAAUUGCGGCCCUUCCAUCCAGCUGGGUCUUGUGAUGGAGUUCAUGGAGAGGGGGACACUGGAAUCCCUCCUGGACACCCUCUCUCUCCAUCCACCUUGGCCCCACCCCCUUGCCUGUCGCUUGGCCCACCAGAUCGCUCUGGGGAUGAACUUCCUCCAUUGCCUCAUCCCACCCCUUCUGCAUCAAGACCUGAAGCCCAAUAAUGUGUUGCUGGAUAACUACCUUGAUGCCAAGCUUGCAGAUUUUGGCCUGGCCAAGGUGUCCCACAGUGUUUCCAAGAUGAGCAAAGAGUUCCCUGGGAAGGCUGGGGGAACAUCUAGUUACAUGCCCCCUGAGGCUUUGGAAAAUGUGUCAUACAAACCCAUUCGUGCCUUUGACAUCUACAGCUAUGGUAUACUUCUGUGGUCCAUCAUCACUGGUCAGUCGAAGCCAUAUCCUGAUGUCCAUGCCAGAGAGUUCAGCAGGUUCUGUUUUCUCAUCAAAGACAGAAAACAGAGGCCUUCCCUGGAGGCAGUGGACAAAGAGCAGUUCGAGGGACUAGGGGACCUGGUGGAGCUCAUGAAGAAGUGCUGGGACCAUGAGCCCCCUAAGAGACCCCCCAUCAAGGAAUGCGUCCUUGUGACAGGAAGAGUGUUUGAGAAGCACCAGAAGGGGAUACAGCAUGCCGUCAAUCAAGUGCUGCUAAAACUGAACUUGGGAAGUGAGGAGGGAAGUAAAACAUCAGGUGUUGGCACCCCCAGUGUAUCUCCAAGUUCAAAGCCACCUGCAUGUCCAAAAGACAAGGUGAAUAUCUCUGCUAAUGUGAAGACUGGUUCACUCCCUCCAACACAGGAUGUGCCUGAUGGCUUGUCCUCAAAACCAAUCGACAAAGGUGCCCAAUUUGUGGAUGAUAACAUGGAACAACUUGUUCAAAGGAUUUCCCUGGUGAUGCCAAUAGCAGAUGGCCUGUACCAGAAGAAAAUGAUCCAUUAUGAGGAUUACUCUGAAAUCUAUACGGCCCAACCCAGUAUGGCAAAGAUGAGAAAGCUAUAUGUGGCCCUGCAACCAGGAGGAUCGGUGGCUAAAUCAGCCUUUUACCAAAUUCUACUGAAACAACAAUCUCUUCUAGUCAAAGAACUGGGUGGGGUUGGCCAGAAAUGAAGUCAUAACUUGAGCGGCUUCUACAGUCUUGGUCUGGACUCACUUUUUUUCAAAUCUCACACAUUACCUCAGAAAUAUUGGUCCUUUCACACCAAUUGUCAAACAACAAUUUGUAACAAAAUAAAUACAGGAAAAAUAUUCAA